AUGAGUUACCACUUUUUUGGCCUCUGUUGUGGCCGCCAGGGGGGCAGUAGCUUAGAUAUAGUGGUGAAUUCCCAGUCACCAAUAUAUAGGGACCAGCCUGGCAAGGAGGAAUAUGAAAGAGUGCUUGCAUUUGGUUUGACCGUGUAUGGGAUGGGCAAGGAAGGAAAAAUCAAGGGAGCCCAAUUCUGGGAGGAAGAGGAUUUUUGA
This is a messenger RNA of Sungouiella intermedia, 207 nucleotides long. NCBI's taxonomy places the organism in Eukaryota, Fungi, Ascomycota, Pichiomycetes, Serinales, Metschnikowiaceae. The record is from the annotation of a GenBank genome assembly.